Molecule: messenger RNA, 870 nt
Organism: Lingula anatina
Lineage: Eukaryota; Metazoa; Brachiopoda; Lingulata; Lingulida; Lingulidae
Product: chymotrypsinogen A-like
Biological process (GO): proteolysis
Molecular function (GO): serine-type endopeptidase activity
Source: RefSeq, a predicted model, not a curated record
AUGCGGGGGAGUAAAGAUGCGGGGCAGUAUCGAUGCGGGGAAGCAAUGAUGUGGGCGAGUAUCGUUUCCACAGAAUGUGCAGCUCUCCCGGGUCUGAGAAGAAACCGUGUGGUCGGUGGAAAUGAAGCGUCACCUAACCACUGGUCCUCUGUCGGUAGCCUCCAAACAAUAUCCUCUACCUACAUCUGUGGCGGAAGCAUCAUUACUCCAAAUUGGGUUGUUACUGCGGCACACUGUUUGGAUUCUAUCCACGACGAUGCUGAUGACUAUCAAGUCGUCUUUGGUGAUCAUAAUCAAGAUCCAAGUUCUGGACGGGAAGUAAUUGCGCGUGUGUCCAGGAUUAUCAAGCAUGAGCAUUAUGGAAGUGACGGUCCUGGUUUCCGAAACGAUAUCGCACUGCUGAAGUUGAGCCAGCCGGUGCAGUUUACCCGGUACAUACAGCCUGCUUGCCUGCCGACAGUGAACAACGUAUUUACUUCGUCAGACGAGUGCUUGAUACUAGGUUGGGGAGAGACAAAAGGUACAAGAGAAAGUAACGUCCUGCUGAGGGAACUGCGCCUUGACAUCAUACCCAACACCAACUGCUCUGCCAUGUGGUCCAAGUACCCGCAUCCAGGAGCCAGGGUGUUGCCAUUUCACAUCUGUGUCGGGGUUGUAGGCAGUGAAACUUGUAACGGUGACAGCGGCGGCCAUGUCUUCUGCAAGAAAGGAGAUCAAUGGGUGACGGUGGGCGUGUCCUCGUGGGCAGUUGGCGACUGUGACACCCCCGAGUUUCCAGCAGUAUAUUCAAGGAUCACCUCCUAUUUGUCCUGGAUACGACACAUCAUACAGCAAGAUACUACUACCACCCCAGGGGCUGCAUUUGGAUGA